AUAAUCAGCUGUUUGGUUCUACAGGUUGAGUCAGGUAACUACUCAGCUGUGGCCAUCUCAGCGGGGAUCAGGAACAGCACAGCCCAGCGGCAGGUCAUGACCCGUAAUGACCUGAUCGCCCUCACCAGUCUCAUCAACAACAUGACCUCACUCUUGCAAAUUCAGAUACUGGAGGAGAAAAAGGAAGAGGAGAGACUAUCAAUGGCCCUAAACUAUACUGAUGACCUGGUGGCGAUCACUGGCAACGUUCUCUCCGUUCCUGACACCUGGCACGGUCUCAACCAGAGGGACGCGGGUCAACUAGGGUCAUCGCUGCUGAUUAACCUAGAGUGUUCUGGGUUCAUCUUGGCAGAUCAGGUCAAACGUGAUGUGGUGACCUUCCUUGACGCUCAGGUCAACAUGACUGUCCUCUCCUCUCCCAGGAACGAGCUGUCAGGGAAUGACCUGUACUUCCCUGGAGCUGGAGAAUCUACCUUCCUCCACCUCCCUGGGGGCUUUGAGUCUCUACUGCCGAAGGGGGAGGAGCAGGCGCGGCUGGUGGGCUUCCUCCUCGACCAGCAGGCAGCUUCCAGGGCUCUUCCAGCUCACCUCAGCAGGGACGUCUCUCACGCCACCUACAAGGAACUCAACAGCCCCGUGGUAAGCAUGUCUCUGGGGAGGUCAGGUCAUGCGGUCAGCUUCACGCCCCUGGAUGAAGGUGUUCUCCUACGUCUCCAACACACCAUCAGUGAGAGCGGCCCAGCCUACAGAGACCUGUACCGGGACCUGCGACCUGAUGAGCUGCCCACACCGGUGCCAGGUACUGCCCAGUGUGUCUUCUGGGAUAACGAAAACAGCGAGUGGGCUCCUGACGGUUGCAAGUUAGUAAACACAACAAAAGGGCUGACCUUCUGCCGCUGUUCCCACCUCACCAUGAUCGCCAUCAUCACCGACUUUCACAACAAUGUCGGUCGGGAUCCUGCAUUGGAUAUACUGGGCACUGUACUGACUGGUGCCUCUUGCGUGUCCCUCUUCAUCGCCUUCUGCAUCUUCCAGUGUUACAAGAGUGUGGCCAGCCCUCGCACCAGCAUCACCAAACAACUGUGUGUGGCCCUCGGUCUCUCACACCUUCUUCUGCUACUGCUGCUGGAUCGUGACUUCCUCAAGCUGUCUUCGACCGUGUGUGAGGUGGCAGCGAUCGUCCUCCAUUACUGGGUGACCGCGAGUGUGUGUUGGAUGCUGGCCGAGGGAGCACAUCUCUUCCAAACAGUUCAUCAUGUUCUGUCACCGACCCGCUAUAUGGCAGCUUACUGGAUGGUGGGUUACGGUGUGCCUGUGGUGGUGGUGAUGGUUACUCUCCUAGUGGCGUAUGGUUCAGAUUCUUGGACAGACCAACUUGCUUACGCUCCCCCAGGCAGUGAGUAUUGCUGGUUGUCUACUGAACGAGGCUACAUCUGGGCUUUCAUUGGACCUAUGGUGAUGGUGAUUGUGGUAAACGCCUUGAGCAUGAUCUUAGCCGUACGCUCUGCCGCCAUCCUGAAAGCCAAUAAACAGAAGAGUCUCCCUCAACAAGUGAAGUUAUGGAUCAAAGGAUGCUUCUCCCUCAACUGUCUCCUGGGGACGUCCUGGGUGUUCGGACUUCUCUAUGUCAACACUGGACACUUUUUCGCCUACCUAUUCACCAUCCUCAACGCCUCACAGGGGGUGAUGAUCCUGGUGCUUCACUGCCUGGUGAACGAUAGUGUUCGCUCGGCCGUCAUUGUCAGCCUUCCGCCAGGUGUCUCCAAAUACCUGGGCGUUAAGCCAACGAAAAACUCACCCGUCAGCUCAGCUACCAUGGUCAGAAGGCGAUCCACUCUCCAUCCUCGCCCUACCUCGAUCGCCACUCUCUCCCUCGAUCUCCACCACCGCUCCAACGCUCGCCACUACCAUCACCACCAUCACGACAGCGGCGGAGAAUUUUGUGUCGACGAUCGCCAAUUUAUCGCCAACAAUAGCCUUUGCCAACUCCGCCAUAGUGAUCGCCAACGUUCCUCCAUCGAUUGCCACCACUGUGAUGAUCGCCAACUCUGCUCAAGCGAUCGCCAACUCUGCUCUAAAGAUUACCACCGCAGUUCCAGCGAUCGCCAACUUUGCUCAGAUGAUUGCCAACUCUGCUCAAGCGAUCGCAAACUCUGCUCUAAAGAUUACCACCGCAGUUCCAGCGAUCGCCAACUUUGCUCAGACGAUUGCCAACUCUGCUCAAGCGAUCGCCAACUCUGCUCAAACGAUCGCCAACUCUACUCUAAAGAUUACCACCGUAGCUCCAGCGAUCGCCAACUCUGCUCAGAUGAUCACCAACUCUGCUCAGACGAUCGCCAACUCUGCUCUAAAGAUUACCACCGCAGUUCCAGCGAUCGCCAACUCUGCUCAGACGAUCGCCAACUCUGCUCUAAAGAUUACCACCGCAGUUCCAGCGAUCGCCAACUCUGCUCAGACGAUCGCCAACUCUGCUCAAACGAUCGCCAACUCUGCUCUAAAGAUUACCACCGCAGUUCCAGCGAUCGCCAAAUCUGUUCAGACGAUCGCCAACUUUGCUCAAAUAAUCGCCAAUUUUGCUCCAGUGAUCGCCAACUCCCCUCCACCAAUUAUCAGUCACGUUUUGCCACGAUCGCCAGGGAACACAUUCGCCAGUACAGAGGAGUGACCUGAGCCACAACAGAAGAAUGACCACCUCCGCCUCACGAACAUUCCCAGGUGUAAACAGGAGGAACAGCAAGGUGCGGGAGAGCUGGAAAACGCUUGCGACUGCCGCACCUUCACCACGUCUGCCGCAGAU
Homarus americanus (American lobster) is the source of this 2797-nucleotide messenger RNA. RefSeq names its product latrophilin-like protein LAT-2. The record is from RefSeq and is a predicted model, not a curated record. Bases 97 to 2670 code for a protein of 857 amino acids. Lineage: Eukaryota; Metazoa; Arthropoda; Malacostraca; Decapoda; Nephropidae. Gene Ontology annotation, cellular component: membrane. Gene Ontology annotation, molecular function: G protein-coupled receptor activity. The transcript has 18 exons. Gene Ontology annotation, biological process: cell surface receptor signaling pathway; adenylate cyclase-activating G protein-coupled receptor signaling pathway.